Molecule: messenger RNA, 6033 nt
Organism: Cetraspora pellucida
Lineage: Eukaryota; Fungi; Glomeromycota; Glomeromycetes; Diversisporales; Gigasporaceae
Source: the annotation of a GenBank genome assembly
AUGAGCAUCCUUAAGGGUGCUUUAGAAAGGCUUCUAGCCGAAGCUCAAUCAUCAAGGCAAAAAGAACUUGAACAAGCUUGUACUACUGCUUUAGAGAAACUUCAAAAAGAAAUAAAUUAUAUUGCAAAAAAGAAAGCUAUAAAAGAUGGAAAAUUAAAGGCAAAGUCAGAAAAUGAUGCCGCCGAAGUUGCCCCACAAAUAAACAAUUCUGAAAAUGGGUCAAUAUUAAAUCAUAAUACUACAAAUAACGCACCGCAAACACCAUCUCCCACUGAUGGAUCUGUUGGAGAAACCAGUCAAAGGGGUGCAGAAAAAGCUGCUGAGAAAGAAUUAAAAACAGCUAGUCCCAUACAAAAAAGUUCUCCAAGCAUACCAUCACAAGCUAAUUCACGUUCAUCAAUAUCUAGUAGUUUAUUUGCUCGUGCUGGUGAAGAUUUACCAAAAAUUUUAGCCGAUAAUUAUUGGCAACCAUUCGAAAUCGCUUGUGGUAUUUCAAUCCCAACUAACAUUCGUGUGUUAGCUUUGGAUUGUUUACAAAAAAUUAUAGCUCAUGGGUUGCUUAAGGGGUCUAAACCGAUUUCCCCACCAAAGAACAGUAUCACCAAGAAACGUGAUCCUAAAGCUAAAAAUACAACAAAUGGUUUUAGUGAUUCUAAUGAUUUAUCAUUUAUUGACAUAUCAGAUACUCCAUUUGAUAAUGAUGAGUCUAAUAAUGGUGUUUCUACCACCAAUUCUUCUAUUUUUCCGAAUCCAGCUCGAUUAAUCGAUGAAGUUGUUCAUACGGUUUGCAUAGGGUUUACUGGUCCUCAAACUGAGCAAGCUGUUCAACUUCAAAUAUUAAAAGUAUUACUUACUCUUGUUACUACUGAACAAUGUCCAGUUCAUGGUGUUAGUUUACUUAAAAUUAUUCAAACUUGUUGUAAUAUAUAUUGUUAUUCGAAAAGUCAAGUGAAUCGAGCAACUGCAAAAGCCGAAUUAACUCAAAUUUCAAAUUUUAUUGUUUCGAGGUGUGAAGAAUUCGCACUAGAAUUAUCCAAAAGUGAACUUUCAAAAAGUAAUUCUGCUACAUCUCAAGCAGCAACUUCUGAAGUUAAAGUUAAUGGAGUUGAUUCACCAGAUUCUGUAGAGAAUGAAAAGGCCAUAAAAGCAGAUGAUACUGAGUCAAAAGAGUCAACAGGUAAUGUGACGGAUGAGUUUUCAAAAGAUGAUCAAGUUGAAAACGAUGUGACGGAUGAUUCUUCAAAAGAUGACCAAGUUGAAAACGAUGUGAAGGAUGAGCCUUCAAAAGAUGACCAAGUUGAAAACGAUGUGAAGGAUGAGCCUUCAAAAGAUGACCAAUUUAAAAAUGUUGUGAAGGAUGAACCUUCAAAAGAUGACCAAGUUAAAAAUGAUGUGAAGGAUGAGACUUCAAAAGAUGACCAAUUUAAAAAUGAUGUGAAAGACGAGUCUUCAAAAGGCAUUCAACCUGAUAAGAGUAAGGUACAGGCAAAACAACCUUUGAUACGACGGAGAUCAUCUUUGACUGCUAUGAAAGAUCUAACAAUCACUAUACCAAAAAAGCGAAAACUGAAACCCAAAGAAACCAUCUCCAAACGCAAAUUCUUUGAUAUUUUACGAAAAGAUCUGUAUCUGACUUUUAGGAUGUUUUGUCAGUAUUCUUUGAGAUCCGAAGGAGAAGAAAGUUCUCAAACAGAUGAAGUAAAUAUUCAAGGCCGAUCAUUGGUUUUGGAAUUAAUCUUAUCAAUGUUAGAUAAUUCUGGACCUGUUUUUCACAAUGAUGCGAUUUAUAUUAAGUUAAUUCGACAAGCACUUUGCGUUUCUUUAUCACAAAAUGGUGUGUCAUCUAAUGAACAACUCUUUGAACUUUCUUUAUCCAAUUUCCUAAUGUUGUUGCGUUAUUAUCGUGCACCAUUAAAGACUGAACUGGAGGUUUUAUUUAAUGAAAUAUAUUUACGUUUUUUGGAUAUGAGUAACGCGACACAUUUGCAAAAACAUUUAGUAUUGCAAGGUCUUAUGAAGAUAUGUCAAAAACCCCAAAUUCUCUUAGAUAUUUACUUGAAUUAUGAUUGUGAUAUUGCAAUGGUUAGUGUAUUCGAACGCAUUGUCACUUCAUUGUCAAAAGUUGCUCAAUUGCGUACAAAAGUUCCAAGUAGUUCUGGUAUGUCAAGUUUAAUAGGUGGUGGUUCUGGAACUGCAGAAUUGGUGGCCAUGCAAGACAAGGUACUGAAAAUUAAAGGAUUAAAAUGUAUGGUGGCCAUUGUAAAUUCUUUAAUUGAAUGGUGUAAAGAUUUGGAACGAAGAAAUGGUAAUGAUCCCUCUCCAUCACAACAUUCAUUGCAAAAUCAAACACCGGAUUUUAUUGAAGAUAAAGCACCAAUUAUUUUCUCAAAAAAUCCUUUAUUAAGUGUCAAUUUUUCAACCUCUCACUCUAAUUCAAGUGUUAGUAGUAUUGGUACGGAUGAUAAUGAAGAUAAUCCUGCACAAUAUCAUGAGAUGAUGUCACGAAAGCAAACUUUACGAGAAGGAAUUAAAUUGUUUAAUGCAAAGCCGCAAAAAGGCCUUAACUUCUUAAUAGAACAUGGCUUCGUAAAGGAUGAUACUGAUAGUAUAAUAGCUUUCCUCUUGUCGACUGCAGGAUUAAAUAAGGUGUCUAUUGGUGAAUAUUUAGGUGAAGGUGAUCAGGAAGCGGUCAAGGUUAUGCAUGCAUUUGUUGAUCGUAUGGACUUUGUAGGAUUAGGAUUUGUCGAUGCUUUAAGGUCUUUUUUACAAACUUUUCGACUUCCAGGCGAAGCACAGAAGAUUGAUCGUAUUAUGGAAAAAUUCGCAGAUCGUUAUUGUGAAACUAAUCCAGAUGUUUUUGCAAACGCUGAUACUGCCUACAUUCUCGCUUAUUCUGCAAUUAUCUUGAACACAGAUCAACAUUCCGCAAAAGUAAAGCGCCGCAUGGAUAAGAAUGAGUUCAUAAAGAAUAAUCGUGGUAUAAAUAAUAACAACGAUCUUCCUGACGAAUUCUUGGGAGAAAUAUUUGAUGAAAUUGCAAAUCAUGAGAUCGUAAUGGAAGAGGAACAAUUCUCAGAAGUGGCCAAAACUGCGAUUAGCCAUGCUAAUGAUCGAGAACGUCAAGAAUUAUAUGAACGCGAAAUAUCUCAGAUGCAAAAAAAGAGUCAAGCACUUUUAAAAAGUAAUAGGCAAGGCCAAACUCCUGCUGCUUGGCGAAGUGCGUCGCACGCAGACCAUGUUAAACCGAUGUUUGCUGUGGUUUGUUGGCCUUUAAUGGCUACCCUCAGUCUUGUGUUUGAGGAAGCAGAUAAUCCUUUAUCGAAUGUCAACAAAGGUCUUGAUUUCUCUCAAUCAAAUCAAGAAUCAAUUGAACUAUGUCUUGAAGGAUUUCUUGGAGCUAUCAGAAUAAGCAGUAUAUUUUGUAUGGAUGUAGAACGUGGUGCUUUUGUUUCCUCCUUGGCCAAACUAACUGGUUUAAAUCAUGUCGAUGAGAUGAGACCGAAAAAUGUAGCUGCCAUUCGGAUAUUACUGUCUGCUGCUAAUUUAUAUGGUGAAGGAUUGCAAUCCUCAUGGCUUAUAGUAUUGAAAACUGUGUCUACCAUGGAACGUUAUCAAUUAAUCGACAGUUCUGCAGGAUCAGUUGUUUACAAUGCGGAAGGAGUUAAUGGAUUGGAUUAUUCUACACAAAAUGGUCGUAACGAAACAUCAUCUACUUCAAAUCUUUCAUUAAAUGCAUCACCCACAACUCGUCCAAAUAUAAAUGCAACACGUAACAGUUCCAUUAGCGGUUUAAUGAAAGAAUUCCAAUCUCAAAGUACGAUAAUUGCAAUAGAUAGGAUUUUCACAAACAGUUUUAAAUUGAGUGGUGAUGCGAUAGUACACUUUUUUACUGCUCUCUGUGCUGUUUCUCUUGAAGAAGUUAAUUCUUCAAGAUCAUCACCGAGAAUGUACAGUCUUCAACGGAUUGUUGAAAUUGCUUAUUAUAACAUGUCACGUAUUCGGUUUGAAUGGGCUCAAAUUUGGAAAAUUCUUCAACCCCAUUUCGUUGCAGUAGGAUGUCAUACAAACCAUAUAGUUGCCACUUUUGCAAUUGAUUCUCUUCGACAAUUAAGUAUGAAGUUUUUAGAAAGGGAUGAAUUAUCUCAUUAUAAUACUCAAAGCGAAUUUAUGAAGCCAUUCGAACAAAUCAUAAAGAAUAGCCCUUCCCCAAAUAUUCACGAUCUCAUUAUACAAUCAAUUAUUCAAAUGAUCUCUGCUCGCGCGAGAAAUAUAAAAUCUGGUUGGAAGAGUAUUUUUGUGGUAUUCGGUCGUGCAGCGUCUGAUGAAAAUACACAAUUAGUAGAAACAACAUUUGAUGUUGUUAGGUUGGUAUAUCAGAAACAUUUGGACCUUAUAGGACCUGCAUUCGUAGAUUUCGUAAAUUGUUUAGUGGAAUUCGCAUUUAACUGCAAGGAAAAAGAAUUUGUCAACGAAUCCAUCAGAAUGUUACACGGCUGUGUUAAGGUUUUAGUAAAGGACGUAGACAAUUUAACAAAGAGUGAACAGCGGAAAGAGAAUAUUAUUAUAUUACCAUCAACAGCUACACCAGAGCAUGUUGCAGCUUCCAAGAAGAAAUUGCAACACAUCGAAGAAGAACAAUUUUUCUUGAAAUGGUUUCCUGUUGUAUCUGGUCUUUCGCGUCUCGUAAUUGAUUCAGAAUCUGAAGAUAUUAGGAAUAAAGCUUUGGAAACACUCUUUGAGAUUUUGAAAUCUACUGGACACUUAUUUGAAAUAAAUUAUUGGAUCAAAAUUUUUAGGAAUGCUAUAAUUCCCAUAUUUGAAGAUCUCAAAGAACCUACAUUAUCGCAACAAUCAUCAACUAUUGAUAAGAAACCUGAGACUACUUUAGAAAUAUGGGUUCAAACUAUUCGUUCUAUGGUAGAACUUUAUGCACUUUUCCAUGAUAUAUUUGCUACAAAAUCUGAAUUUUUAGUAGAAUUGUUGGAUUUACUGAUAGCCCUAAUUAAACGUAGAAACGAAAAGCUGGGUCAAACUGGAAUCCGUUGUUUCCAUAAUCUGAUAUCAAAAAAUGGGUCAAAGUUUGAUAACGUCACGUGGGGAAUUGUUACAACAACAUUAGAAGAAAUUUUUAAAUGGACGACUCCACAUGAACUUUUGGAGUUUGAAAUAACGGUAACGGAAGUUGGUGACAAUGAAAAGAAUGAUACAAGAAGUAUAAAGAACGUACCAGUAGGCGGUGGAACUCCAUUAAUGAACGUUCCUUCAAUCAACGGAACUAACGAUUCAGCAAAUAUACAAAUAUCUGAUAAUAGUCCACCAUCUUUCAUACCUGAUCAAAGUAAUUCUAAAAUUGAUAUAGAUUUUCCAUACACAGUUAUAAAGUGUGGAACUCAACUUAUUGUUAUCCAAACUGUUCAAGACCUUGCAUUUAAUGAUAAGGAACAAGUUAGUUAUUUUGUUCAGAUGCCAGCAGAAUUCCGGAAUAGGUGGUUGAGAUGUCUAUAUAAUUCUUAUAAAUUUGCUCACGAAUUCAAUGCAAAUCAUGAUCUUCGUCGGUCCCUCUUAAAAGCAGGAUACGUUCAACAAUUACCUAAUCUUACAAAACAAGAAACUUUAUCGUUAUCUGUGUUCCUCUCAAUUCUUUAUGAUCUAUAUCGAACAUUUGGUGAUAGUGAUCAAGAUUUAUUACCACCUUUGGUUGAAGAAUCAACACUUGUGCUUCAAAAACUUGUUAAAUUAAUGCACGAACCAUUGUUAAAUCAACAAAGAGAAAUGAACAAUUGGUCGCCUUUGGUAGUUACAGUUCUAAGAGAAUUGAGCAAGACUAAAUGGAAUUAUGGUAGAAGAUAUAGUGAUGUUGAUAUAAAUGACGAUGAUGAUAACAAAACAAAUAGAUUAGUAGGUCUAAGAAAACAAAUUCCAGAUUUUUAUAGAUUAGUAAUUAAAAUUAUUGGAGUGGAUAGAGCUGAUGUUAGAGUUGCUAUUCAAGAAUUUUUGGAAAAAAUCGGCGAUGAAUUCUUAAACGUUGAUUAG